AUGGCGGCGUACAGUCGCACUCAGCUGCUGCUGCUGCUGCUGCUGUUAUCAUUACUGUGUCUCUGCGGCUCCGGCUCCGUCCUCGGCUUGAAGGCUGCCAGCGGCCCGGCCGAGCCGCCCAACCCGCCCGUCCUCAGAGUCGCUGAUCCCGCGGUCAAGGAUGCACCUGCCGCCGCCGCCGCCGCCGCAGCCGCCGCCGCCGCCGCCGCUGGGGCCUCGCAGCCUCGAAGGGCGACCGUUUGGAAGCUGUCGGAGGAGGAGGCCUGCCGGGAGGACCUGACCCGCUUCUGCCCCAAACACACCUGGACUAACAACCUGGCCGUGCUGGAGUGCCUGCAGGACCGCAGAGAGGAAACAGAGAUUGCUCCUGACUGUAACCAUCUCCUGUGGAACUACAAACUCAAUCUGACCACAGAUCCAAAGUUUGAGUCGGUGGCCACAGACGUCUGCAAGAGCACCAUCGCCGAGAUAAAGGAGUGUAAUGAGGAGGAGCGAGGCAGAGGCUACCUCGUAUCGUGCCUGGUGGAUCACCGCGGCAACAUCAGUGAGUACCAGUGUAAUCAGUACAUCACCAAGAUGACGAGCAUCAUCUUCAGCGACUACAGACUGAUCUGCGGCUUCAUGGACAAAUGUAAGGAAGACAUCAACAACCUGCACUGCGGCAGCAUCAACGUAGGACACAAGGAUGUCCACUCCCAGGGUGAAGUGAUCGCCUGCCUGGAGAAGGCGUUGGUAAGGGAGGCGGAGAAUCAGGAUCAUGUUCACCCGAUCAAAGACGACUGUCAGAGGGCGAUCCUGCGGGUGGCGGAGCUGUCGUCAGACGACUUUCACCUCGACCGUCAUCUUUACUUCUCCUGCCGAGACGACCGCGAGAGAUUCUGUCAGAACACUCAGGCAGGAGAGGGGAAAGUCUACAAGUGUCUGUUCAAUCACAAGUUUGAAGAGGCCAUGUCAGAAAAGUGUCGUGACGCUCUGACCACCCGUCAGAAGCUGAUCUCUCAGGACUACAGAGUCAGUUACUCUCUGGCUAAAGCCUGUAAGCUGGACCUGAGGAAGCAGCGCUGCAGCCUGGACACCAACCUGCCGCGAGCCCGCGAGGCACGGCUGUCGUACCUGCUGCUGUGUCUGGAGGCUGCUGUGCACCGCGGUCGUCCUGUCAGCGGGGAGUGUCAGGGGGAGAUGCUGGACUACCGGCGGAUGCUGAUGGAGGAUUUCUCUCUGAGUCCGGAGAUCGUUCUGCACUGCCGGACGGAGAUCGAGGCGCACUGUUCCGGCCUGCACCGCAAAGGCCGCACGCUGCACUGCCUGAUGAGAAUCGGACGCGGCGACCGCGGUACCACCAUCGACAGCGUCUGCCAGAGCGCCCUACAGACUUUGAUCCAAUCUGCCGACCCCGGAGCCGACUACCGGAUUGAUCGAGCACUGAACGAGGCCUGCGAGUCCGUCAUCCAGACCGCCUGCAAACACAUCCGCAACGGAGACCCAAUGAUCCUAUCGUGCCUGAUGGAACAUCUGUACACAGACAAGAUGGUGGAGGACUGUGAACACCGACUGUUGGAGCUGCAGUAUUUCAUAUCCAGAGACUGGAAACUGGACCCCAUCCUGUAUAAGAAGUGUCAGGGCGACGCUGCUCGACUGUGCCACACGCACGGCUGGAACGAGACCAGCGAGCUGAUGCCACCGGGCGCCGUCUUCUCCUGCCUCUACCGCCACGCCUACCGCACCGAGGAGCAGGGACGCCGGGUAAACCCAGACGAGCAGUUAUCUCGGGACUGUAAGGUGGAGGUUCAGAGGAUCCUCCACCAGAGGGCGCUGGAUGUGAAGUUGGACCCUGAGCUGCAGAAACGCUGCAUGACCGACCUCGGCAAGUGGUGCAGUGAGAAGACGGACACAGGACAGGAGCUGGAGUGUCUGCAGGAUCAUUUGGAGGACCUGGUGUCUGCCUGCAGAGACGUCGUGGGCAACCUCACCGAGCUGGAGUCAGAGGAUAUCCAGAUCGAUGCUCUCCUCAUCAGAGCCUGUGAGCCCGUCACCCAGGCGCACUGCCAUGAUGUAGCUGAUAACCAGAUCGAUACAGGGGAUCUCAUGGAGUGUUUGGUUCAGAAUAAACACCAGAAGGAGAUGAACGAGAAGUGUUCAGUCGGCGUUACACACUUCCAGCUGGUUCAAAUGAAGGAUUUCCGGUUCUCCUAUAAGUUCAAAAUGGCCUGUAAGGAGGACGUUCUCCGGUUGUGUCCAAACAUCAAGAAAAAGGUGGAUGUAGUCAUCUGUCUCAGCACCACGGUGAGGAACGACACGCUGCAGGAGGCGAAGGAGCAGCGGGUUUCACUGAAAUGUCGUAAACAGCUGCGGGUGGAGGAGCUGGAGAUGUCGGAGGACAUUCGAUUGGAACCAGAGCUGUACGAUCCCUGUAAGUCGGACAUCAGUCGUCUGUGUCCCAACGUGGCCUUUGGUAACGCUCAGAUGAUCGAGUGUCUGAAGGAGCAGAAGAAGCAGCUCAGUCAGCGCUGCCACCAGCGGAUCUUCAGGCUGCAGGAGGUGGAGAUGACCGACCCUGAGCUCGACUACCAGCUGAUGAGAGUCUGCAAGCAGAUGAUCAAGCGGUUUUGUACCGACGCGGACGCCAGAAACGUCCUUCAGUGUCUGAAACAGAACAAAAACAGUGAGCUGAUGGAUCCAAAGUGUAAACAGAUGAUCACCAAGAGACAGAUCACACAGAACACAGACUACAGGUUGAACCCGGUGCUGAGAAAAGCUUGUCGAGCAGACAUCCCAAAGUUCUGCCAGCCCAUCCUGAACAAGGCGAGCGAGGACAGCGAGCUGGAGGGUCAAGUCGUCGCCUGCCUCAAACUCAAAUACGCCGACCAGAGGUUGUCUCCAGACUGUGAAGACCAGAUAAGAGUAAUUCUCCAGGAGUCAGCGCUCGAUUACAGACUGGACCCACAGCUGCAGAUGCACUGCUCAGAUGAGAUCUCCAGGUUGUGUGCGGAGGAGGCAGCAGCUCAGGAGCAGACCGGUCAGGUGGAAGAGUGUCUGAAAGUCAACUUGCUGAAAAUCAAACAGGACGGCUGUAAAAAGGAAGUCCUAAACAUGCUGAAGGAGAGUAAGGCGGACAUCUUUGUGGACCCGGUCCUCCACACAGCCUGCGCUCUGGACCUCAAACACCACUGUGCUGCCAUCACACCUGGCAGAGGGCGACAGAUGUCGUGUCUGAUGGAGGCAUUACAGGACAAGAGAGUGCGUCUGCAGCCUGAGUGUAAGAAAAGACUUCAAGACCGCAUCGACAUGUGGAGCUACGCUGCAAAGGUGGCGCCAGCAGAGGGCUUCUCAGACCUGGCUGUGCAGGUGAUGACAUCGCCCUCCAAGAACUACAUCCUGCUGAUGAUCACACUGAGCGUGUGCGUCCUCUUCCUGGUGGGGCUGCUGUGCGGUCGGAUCACCAAGCGAGUGACAAGAGAACUGAAGGACCGGUAGAGGACAAGCGCUCAGACACAAGACGGACUCCUCGCACCUCCCCCCUUUCUCUUCUCCCUCUUCCUCCUUCUCCUCCUGCUCCUCUCAGAUGCCCGGCCCGUAACCAGCCAACUUGCCAGUGCCAACGCCAGUUCCCCCAUCUGGAGCUCCUCCUGUUUAUUGGCUGCUGUAAAAUAUUUGCAUCAAAUGCAAAAUAGCCCCUCCCCCCCCCGACUGUCACGAAAACCUUUCAUCUCCAUUUGGGCAUCUCCAAACUUCGAGAGAGCACUGACUGUCUGAGCGUUUUUCCUUGAUGAUCUUAUUCCCCCCCCCCCCCCCCCCCAAAAAAAAAAAAUCUGGAGGAUGUUGUUUGAGGUCGGAUGUGUGGUUGUCCGGCAUCUUUUACGUUUCUAAAUAAGCGCUGUUCUUGACUGAGGGCUGCUGCUUCUGAUGUUAGGGUUGCUUUCCACUUGUUGAGUCCUGAAUCUUUUGUGAUAUUUAAUGGAGACUGCAGCAUGUAGAGCAACAGGAAAUUAUUUCUUUCUAAGUGACUGCGGCUGCCUGAAAGGCACAUGGAGCAACUUGAAAUCUUGAGGCAAACUUUGGGGUUGAAUUCUGUGAUGUUCCUGUUGCUUUAAAACAUUUUCUCAUCAAUCAUGAAGUCCCAUCCUCUUUACUCCUGUACAGGAUCGCGUCCAGCUCGCCAUGUUCGGUUCUCUACAUUUGGACCCGUUCAGCCACCUCAAGUUUUGGACUGGAUAUUUUCACCAUAACCUGUGCAGCAUCCUAUCCUUGUUGUCUGUUGCCUUUAAUGUACCAACACAAUCUGUCACGCAACACGCAGAGGCUUCAUUUUUUUAAUAUUAUUUUAUAACCGAACAACCUGCCAGUGCGCAAACUUGAGCGGUUUUCUUUGUUUUGUGAGGGAGGAAGUAGUUUUUUUAAUAUGGAUAACCCAUUCAAACAUGAAAGUCACGUGAAAAACUGCUGGUUUUCUCUGCAUAGAAAGUUCCCCGUUUUUCAAAUGACCUAUUGUUUACAUAGCAGUGGCAUAUUAGAGGUCAGACCACGCUAUUAAAAUUGCAGUGAGCUGCUAAUCCAUCGAAAUGCUUUCCUGUCAGGCCCUCUCCUCUGCAGGCCUUUGAGCCCAGUUCUACACUUUCUAAACCCUGAUCUAAUUUUUUUUUUUUGCGUUUGUUUCCACAUACUUAAUCUUGCAUUUACACCCAAAACAACCUGCAUGUAAACUUGAGCCAAAACACUGUCAGAAAUGGGCACACACAAGUCAGAGGUAAUCAUUUCAGAAAGAUAAUGGCCGUUUCUCUUUAAAAUAGCCGGGAGGUGAUUAGUCUAGCUUAGCAUAAAGGACGCCGGGCGAACAGCUAAUAAAUACACCUACCAACACCUCUGAAGCUCACUAAUUAACACACUGUAUGUUCAUGUGUUUGAUCUGUAUAUAAACAGAAUUGUAAAAACAACAUUUUGUGGUUUCAUAGGGAGUUGCGUCCUGGAAUUAGCAGUGACCUACUGUUUGUUGUUUUUAUGUUUGAUUAAACAAAUGUGUUAAUCAUGAUUUGGACAGAGCCAGGCUAACUGUUUCCCUCUGCUGACAGUCUUUAUGCUAAGCUAAUUGCCUCCUUGCUUCCCACUGCGCACCAUCUGUCAGCACCCAACAGCUUGCUCUGCUGCCCCCAAUUGGCCAAAAAAUGUAUUAAAGCAGCUUUAAGUGGUCUUGACUGGCACAAAAAAGUGCAGCAGUCCGGGUGAAUUGGGGUAACUGGAAUAUUCUGAUCUGUGUGUUUAUAUCAAAGUUGCAUAUGACUGAUUAUCUCGUUCAGAUAAUGCCUGAAGCUUGAGCUGACUAAUAUCUAUGUAUAUUUUCACUUCCAUACUUCAUACAUGUGACGCUUAUGAGCAAAAUAGCUGUACUGGGUCACUUUUAAUUUCUGACUUUACAUUCAGAAGGAGAGGUUUAGUUUGCCAUCAUCUAAAUGCUAUUUCAGAGUCUUUCCAUACAAACAACUGCUGAUGAGUAUCAGAUUCAUCACAUAUAAUUAAUAUUAAAGAAAAAGGAACGUUACAAAAGAUGGUUUGCUUUAUGCAGACAUUACAAAAUCCCAUGAGUCAUAUUUGAAAACCCAUAUGGAAAAUAAUUGCUCAGUAUUUUACAGAUAUUCAAGCCAUAAAUGUAUUGUUUUUGUUUCAGGCAAAUGACUUGUAACUUUAAUUGUAACUAAAAGAUGCAAACAUUAUUUUGCUUUUUUUUCCUCCUUCUCAUUAUUAAUGAACUUUUUAUUUGCACUUUAACUUGAUGUAUGAACUUGACGUCAGCUGAUUUGGACAAUGAGCCUCAUUCAUUUGUAAAGAUUUCUAAAAACAUCUGUGAAUGAUUCAAAAACAGAAAAGGUUAUCACACACCAUGAAGAGCGUGUGCAGCAUAUACAUAAUAUUUUCUGCUCAUUUAGGCCUACAAAGGUUAAUGAAGGUGAAGUUGUAAAUCAUUUGUAAACCCAUUGUGUGAAAAGUGUGAAAGGGGAAACGUUCCCUACCUGAAAGCUGGGCCGAAACCAACGGCUCGCCCCCUUGAGCUUUUCUAUGUUCCUGUAUCUGUUGAAUUCAGAUGUUGAAUCAGAGCGAUUUAACAGGAAAUAAACACAGCUAUCAUAACCUGUUUGUAUGCAGGUCUCUACGUGUACAAACAUUAUCGGUGUGCAGUUUUUUUCUUUUUACAUUAUGCCAUGUAAUAUGAAGACGUAACAGAUUUAUCAUUGUGAGAUUUGAUUUUGCUGUACAGAUAAAAUUUGUCAAUUUAAUAAAACUGUCUGCAGAUUUUCAUA
This is a messenger RNA of Micropterus salmoides (largemouth bass), 6290 nucleotides long. RefSeq names its product Golgi apparatus protein 1-like. The record is from RefSeq and is a predicted model, not a curated record. The coding region runs from base 1 to 3474 and encodes 1157 amino acids. Gene Ontology annotation, molecular function: fibroblast growth factor binding. NCBI's taxonomy places the organism in Eukaryota, Metazoa, Chordata, Actinopteri, Centrarchiformes, Centrarchidae. The transcript is spliced from 27 exons. Gene Ontology annotation, cellular component: Golgi membrane.